Messenger RNA from Cantharellus anzutake, 913 nucleotides. RefSeq lists its product as uncharacterized. The coding region runs from base 187 to 735 and encodes 182 amino acids. The record is from RefSeq and is a predicted model, not a curated record. The transcript is spliced from 3 exons. NCBI's taxonomy places the organism in Eukaryota, Fungi, Basidiomycota, Agaricomycetes, Cantharellales, Hydnaceae.
CCCCCCCCCCCCCCCGCUGCAUCUUCUUCGGGUAGAUACCAUGAUUCAAAGCCUCGCAACGGCGGGUUCGGCAAGAACACUGGUACAAAAGCCGUACAAUUUCGGUAUCGGUGUGCACAAGACAAACAGAACAAAAGUACUCCACGCAAAAAUCCUGAUCCUUUAAAAUGGCACAACCGAAAACCCAUGACAUCCUUUGACUGUCAAAGUCACCUCCUCAUCACGCUUCAAGUAGUAAACAGCAUUCUCGCGGCUAGAAUUGAUAUUAAACAUAUGGAUAAUCAUGUCCCUUACCGUGCAACCAUGGCUCAUGCAUCCUUGGAUCAUCAUCAUAAGCGCGCCCGGUCUUCCUCUCCUGACUUGCCGACGCCAGUUAGUAAGCGGUCAAAAACAAGCACAUCAUCGAGUGCCUCUUCGCCCCGCAGCAAUGCCAGUGGUUUCGCUGACGAUAUGAUUCCGUAUGACCCUGACGAAGAAGAUCUCCUUAACAAGAAACACGAUGUACAGCAAUUCAUCUCCAACUUGACGCGCGUGGCUAGCAUUCUUGAACACCAAGCCGAAGUUCAAACUCCAGACUGGUUUCAUACUAUCACUUCGACACCUUUAUUCACUGAAGUGGGACCCAUCGUGGCUGAGUACCUUGCGGCCGUCGAAAAGGAAGGUCCUAGUGAUGUAUUACCUCCUACAUACAAUUUUGCGGCGUCAGAUUCCCUUGAGCUGCGACUUGCCCCGUGACACCUAUCAAGGAGGUCCAUCAUCUUAUGUGGUUGAUUUUACUGGAAGGGAUGCCUCUCCGGAGGGAAAUCGGUGCCAUGAUGCGUACCACACGAGCAGCAUGUUUGACAACGACUGCAGAACAGCGCCCGCCAUCUUCGAUGGAGGUUCUACCUGCGAUAUUCAUUUGCGAGCCAAC